Molecule: messenger RNA, 1546 nt
Organism: Dunckerocampus dactyliophorus (ringed pipefish)
Lineage: Eukaryota; Metazoa; Chordata; Actinopteri; Syngnathiformes; Syngnathidae
Gene: kng1
Product: kininogen 1
Exons: 9
Coding region: 168-1250 (360 amino acids)
Biological process (GO): negative regulation of blood coagulation; positive regulation of cytosolic calcium ion concentration; negative regulation of endopeptidase activity
Cellular component (GO): blood microparticle; extracellular region
Molecular function (GO): cysteine-type endopeptidase inhibitor activity
Source: RefSeq, a predicted model, not a curated record
CUCUCUGCCCUCCUGUCCUGUGUGUUGAUCAUACAGUGUGUCAUCAUCCUUCUCAGGCUUCCCACCUACAUUUUCAGGAAAGCUUCAUUCAGUCAUCCAUUCCAGGGUGAAGAGGAAUCAAGUCCAACCGGAUCAACCCAAUAACUAGCUGAGCAGAACCAAGCACAAUGAGGACUGGACUGUGUCUAUCUGUGUUGGGCCUGCUGGGUCUGCUCAGCGUUGUUUUUGGCCAGGAGGCUGUGGACGUCCAAUCUGGCGUCCACAUCUUUUGCGAUGACCCGUCUGUUGAGAAAGCCGUGAGCAGCGCCCUGCAAAAGUUCAAUGAAAGGUUGAACACUGGAUACAAGCUGGCCCUCUUUCAGAUAAUAACAGCCAGCAAGUCAGAGAACGGCUCCAACAACAACUACGCACUGCAGUUCACCAGCAGGAGGAGUGACUGUCUAGCAGGAAGUCCCAAACCUUGGACAGACUGCAACUAUCUGCCAUAUGGACGCCAAGAUCCACUCUCAUGCAACGCUACAGUCCACAUGACAGAGGACGAAACAGACACUGACCAUGUGCAUUGCGCGUUAGAUGACUACAUCCACCCAGAGAGAGCUUCUUGUCUGGGCUGCCCGAUGCCGAUUGAUGAGAACUCUGAGGACCUUAAGGUUCCGCUGUCUGUCUCCAUCGUGAAGUACAACUCCAUCUCCAACUCUACACACCUGUUUAAUCUUAACAGUGUUGAAAGCGCCACCAGACAGGUAGUGGCAGGUUUCAGAUUUAAACUGAGAUUCGACAUGAGGAGGACCACCUGUGCCAAGGCUGAACACAGCGACCUCAGUGACCUAUGUGUGCAUGAUGGCGAGGAAAUGGAGUUCAUUAACUGUAACUCCACAGUGGACGUAGCACCGUGGAGAUUUGAGGCCCCACAGGUCAGCAUCAUAUGUGAAGAAGGCGCUCUGCCUCCUCAGACUCAGGCAUUCAGCAGGCGCCUGCCCCCUGGUUGGACUCCAUUUAGGGAGGCUAUGCCGACCUUCCCUUCUCCCACAUUGGCAUCAGGCAAAGAGGAAUCAUCUGAGGAGGACGCGACAGCUUCUCCCACUGCUGGAGCUGCAGAAGCUGAGAACGACAACCCCUUCCACUGCCCAUCCAAGCCAUGGAAGAAGUUCCACCCAGUCCAGACUGGUUUGCCUGUAGCUCCCACCAUGGCUGGCACACCAGUACCUCCCACAAACAGGCCUCUCCUUGAUGAAGACUUGCUGGCAUGAAUGCUUCUUCAAUAGAACGUAUAUCGUUCAAAAUAAUCUCUUCCCUCACAUUCAUUCUACUACCAUAUUGUAGCGUUUUGUAAGUCUAAUGCAAAACUAUGGUAAUCGGUCAUGUAAUGCCACAAGGAGCGCUGGACACAUAUCAAAUCAAAAGAGGGUUUGGUUUCUUUAAGGAAGGAUAUCAGUUCUUUGACUUAAUUAAAAUGAGUAAUGCGUUUUGUUUCUUGCUCUAAAAAAUACUUGCCAUCAUGUAUUUUCCUGAAGAAAUGAUUGUUUGACUACAAAGUCCACAAGUA